AUGAAGUUAUAUCCACCAGUAAUUCCGGGUUGUUCCACAUUGUCGCUACACCGUAAGUCUCCAAGCAGUAUCUUUGUUGCUAGUCCGUACAAUACCCUUCGAGCCGCAAGUGUGGCGAAGUACCAUCAUGGCUAUGAAAGAGGAUCCACAGCUGUAGAUCGGAGAAGGGCUGGUUCAACGGCAAGUCGCAAGCCAUCAGUGGAAGGCGCUAGUCACAAACGAUCGAAGAGUGCUGGUCCUUUGCACAGGAGCUCAUCAGCACGUAGCUCUAUUAGAUCGCGUUACAGAGAGAACAGUCAAGCAUAA
Cooperia oncophora is the source of this 306-nucleotide messenger RNA. The record is from the annotation of a GenBank genome assembly. Lineage: Eukaryota; Metazoa; Nematoda; Chromadorea; Rhabditida; Trichostrongylidae.